Messenger RNA from Paraphaeosphaeria sporulosa, 801 nucleotides. Its product is annotated as sugar isomerase. Bases 1 to 801 code for a protein of 266 amino acids. Lineage: Eukaryota; Fungi; Ascomycota; Dothideomycetes; Pleosporales; Didymosphaeriaceae. The record is from RefSeq and is a predicted model, not a curated record. Gene Ontology annotation, molecular function: carbohydrate derivative binding. Gene Ontology annotation, biological process: carbohydrate derivative metabolic process. The transcript is spliced from 2 exons.
AUGUCCCAACAGCAGGCCCCAGCCAUGAAGAGAAGGCGUACCGAUUCCGAAGCCCUUACGCCGCCUGUAAGCGUCGAUGACCCUGAGGGUGCCAGUCUCUUGUCGCGCGCUGUCCAUGUCCUCUCCACCGCCGCGACCGCUCUCUCCCAGGUCACCAUCCUAUACCAGUCUGAUCCCACUGCGCGGGAGGGCCUCAUGCAGGCAGUCGAAUGCAUCAGGCGCGUCAAAGAAGCAGGUGGUAAGCUGCUCGUUUGUGGCGUGGGCAAGAGCGGGCUUGUUGGCAGGAAGACGGUCGCGAGCAUGAAGAGUCUGGGUAUCCCGUGUACCUUCCUGCACCCUGCUGAGGCUUUGCAUGGUGAUCUAGGCGACAUUCGGCCUAACGACGCCGUCAUGUUCAUCUCCUACUCUGGCAAGACGUCCGAGCUCAUGGCUGUCCUCGAUCACGUUCCGUCCUCUAUACCUGUGCUAGCCAUCACAUCCCAAACAAAGCCAACCGACUGCCCCCUUCUCCGCGACAGAUCCGAGGGCAUACUGCUGCCUGCGCCAAUUCAUGAGCUCGAAGAGGUCUCCUUCGGCGUGUGCGCACCGACCACCUCAACCACCGUAGCAAUUGCUGUUGGCGACAUGCUCAUGCUUACGCUUGCCCAUGCCUUGCACGCAGACAACACCAAGAAAGUCUUCAAAAAGAACCAUCCAGGCGGCGCGAUCGGCGAGAAUGCGAAGCGGAAGGCAGCAGAAUUGGAUACAGAUGAUGUCACGAAAUGUAUGAAGAAGCACGCCGGGCUACUGUCGCCUGCUUGA